Molecule: messenger RNA, 1551 nt
Organism: Truncatella angustata
Lineage: Eukaryota; Fungi; Ascomycota; Sordariomycetes; Amphisphaeriales; Sporocadaceae
Exons: 6
Coding region: 1-1551 (516 amino acids)
Molecular function (GO): FAD binding; oxidoreductase activity
Source: RefSeq, a predicted model, not a curated record
AUGGGGUCAAAUUGGCCCGUGGAAACAUGUUUAGAAAUUCUAUUUCCUCUUGCUACUGGAGCAUCUGUGCCUUACUACUUCCAUCAUACUCCAGUUACUCGGCGCGAUCUUUCAGUUGAACAAGUCCAGAAAGAACUUGGAAGCGUCUUGUCCAACAGUACUCUCAUCUUUGGUCCCUCAAGCUCCCAGUAUCCAAAUGCUACCGAUAGGUAUAGUACCUAUGCGGUGCCGGACAUUCAGAUUAUUGUGAGGCCAGGAAAGGAGUCCGACGUCUCUUCUAUUGUUCAGUAUGCCAACCAGAACAGUAUCGACUUCUUGGCAGUCAACAGAGGACAUGAUCUUAACGCUUGGGCUGGAACCCUUUCGGGCAUGCAGAUAGAUAUGACGGCACUCACAAACGUAACGAUUCAACCUGAUGGACAGACUGCUUUGCUCCAAGGUGGAACAUACGACGGAGAAGUGACAAAAUACCUUUAUGACAACGGCUACGUUGCAACGACUGGCGCUUGCGACUGUGUAGGUUUGUUGGGCGCUGGUCUAGGUGGAGGCCAUGGGCGUUGGGAAGGCUUCUACGGUCUGGUCUCCGACAACUUUGUGUCGUUCAACCUUGUCCUAGCCAACGGCACAGAAAUCAAGGUCAACAACGAGAGCCACAACGACUUGUUCUGGGCCAUGAAAGGCGCAGGCCACAACUUGGGUAUUGUCACCAGUUUCGAACUCAAAAUUCACCCGAAUCCAGUGGAAUCAUGGUAUUAUAAGUUUUACCGCUUUUCAGGAGAUAAGCUUGAGAUUGUAUUUAAGGAGCUAAACAAACUACACAAUAACGGCACUAUCCCCGUAGAGAUGGCCAGUAAUUACGGCGGCUUCUGGUGGGACACGACUGUCAGUGACACAGAGGCCAGCAUUUAUUGGGUAUUCGCCUAUGCCGGGCCUGCCGCAGAUGCGGAGGAGCUCCUGCAGCCGUUCAAUGAUAUUGGUUUCGCAUCGGCAGAGAACGGUACUCUUCCGUAUCCCAACAUCUCCGAUGUGAGCGGGACGGGCUUGGAUGGUCCGCUAUGCGCGCACAAUCAAUCCCACAUAGUGGCUACUGCAGGACUGCAGGUAUAUAAUAUCACAGCAGAGCGUCAGAUCCUCGACCUGUUCAACGCGAAGGUGGCACAAUAUCCAGGCCUCAAAGGAGGUCAUGUUGUUCACGAAGGUUAUUCAAUCAAGGCUGUCCGAGACGUUGACCCAGCCUCGACUGCUUUCCCGCUCCGUGAUGACUACCUACUGAUGUUUUUUGACACGACGAUCGCAGAGGGAUCGAAUUUGACAGAACCAACAAAGAAAUGGGCUGCAGAAGUUCGCGACCUCUGGAAUGCCGGUCAGCCGGGCCGAAAACCUUCAACAUACGUCAAUUAUGGCCUCGGCGACGAGUCGCUCGAGUCCACAUACGGUUACGAGGCUUGGCGACUGGAGAAACUCCGAUCGCUUAAAUCACAGUAUGACCCUGACAACCGUUUCCGAUUCUACAUGCCUAUAGUCCCCAAUGGCAUGUCUCCAAGGGUUUGA